GUAAUCGUAAUCAUGAGAGUGAGUACGAUCGCAAUCAACGACUUGAAGUUGACCUAUACCCUUUGAGCAAUUACUACUUUGGCGCCAAACACUCUAUUCCUUUCAAGGAUGAAACCCUAGCUGAUCGCUUUUCCAGGAUGAAAUCCAACUAUGCUGCUCGUGGAAUCCGUAAUUGCGUGGAAGCUGUCAUUCUGGUUGAGUUGUUCAAACAUCCACAUUUGCUGCUGUUGCAAGUCAAGAAUUCCUUCUUUAAACUACCUGGUGGUCGCUUAAGACCAGGUGAAUCAGAUAUUGAUGGAUUGAGGCGUAAGCUGGUAAGGAAGCUAUCUGUUAAUGAAGAUGACAAUGGGACUGAAUGGGAGGUGGGUGAGUGCCUUGGAAUGUGGUGGAGAGCUGAAUUCGAAACAUUAUUGUAUCCCUACCUGCCACCUAAUGUGAGAAAACCUAAGGAGUGUACGAAACUUUUUCUUGUGAAGCUGCCGGAGAGUCGAAAAUUCAUUGUGCCAAAGAACCUAAAGUUGCUUGCAGUUCCAUUGUGCCAAAUUCAUGAAAACCAAAAGAGAUAUGGGCAAGUGAUAUCAGCGGUCCCUCAGCUGCUUUCAAAGUUCUCCUUCAACAUGAUUGAAUCCUAAGUCAUUGGCAUGAUGCAACCUUCGGUAGCUGAACAUGGCCUUGACGACUUGUA
This is a messenger RNA of Arachis ipaensis, 685 nucleotides long. It is a transcript of the gene CFIM-25, whose product is annotated as homolog of CFIM-25. Gene Ontology annotation, cellular component: mRNA cleavage factor complex. NCBI's taxonomy places the organism in Eukaryota, Viridiplantae, Streptophyta, Magnoliopsida, Fabales, Fabaceae. Gene Ontology annotation, biological process: mRNA 3'-end processing. The record is from RefSeq and is a predicted model, not a curated record. Gene Ontology annotation, molecular function: mRNA binding.